Messenger RNA from Exophiala mesophila, 2213 nucleotides. RefSeq lists its product as uncharacterized. The record is from RefSeq and is a predicted model, not a curated record. Bases 232 to 1740 code for a protein of 502 amino acids. The transcript has 2 exons. NCBI's taxonomy places the organism in Eukaryota, Fungi, Ascomycota, Eurotiomycetes, Chaetothyriales, Herpotrichiellaceae.
GGCAAGGUUGAAAAGCAUGCACUAAGCCACUGCAAAUAUGAUGCAAGAUCAUCAAAUCGGGCGCGCAGAAAGGCCACUGGUUUGCGGAGCCUCCCACAAGCGUGUUGGCCAUGUUGGAGCUCACACGCAUAAAUACCCUAUAUCGCCAUCAGAGGUCUUCGUGAGCAAGAGCACAGCCUCGUUUUGACCGACUCGACCCUUGGACAUUCUUUGUUCCGUGGCAUAACCGACAUGUCAGUCCACGGCUCCGAGAUCGAAGACAAGAGCAUUACUGCCAGGCUGGAUCCCCUAACACCACUUCCCUCCUUUCAACCGAGAAGCAUUAUCCGAGCUUGGUCGUUGCAAAUUAAGCAGCGAAAGACUGCAGGCUUAGCACAUGACGUUGUCUCCUUCGAUUGGGAUUAUGGAGCUUCGCGACUCCACCGCGCAACUGCAAAUCUCCAGAGAGCCAUCAUGGGAAAUGACCCUCUGGACGCUAUCAGUACUCAGUCUUGGGUUUGGUUCCAAAAGUACUUAGAAAACAAAAUCACACCUUUACUUCGAGACAAAUUGAUUGUCCCAGUCGUGACGGAUGUCUCUCUCGAUGUGAUCGGCGAUGACACUUCUGGAAAAACAGCCAUCUUCACUCUGAUUACUGAAGUGGCCAAGUGCCUGGUCAAUGACGGAGAAGUCACCCUUCCCGGUAUCGUCGAUCACCUCACCGAGGUCAAACUUGAGGAUAGUCGCUCGGAGAAAACCCAGCUGCUUCUGAUCGAGGGACGACGUGAGCUCGCAACACAUUUGGUCUUUCACGUGAUUGGGUGGAUCACUGCCAUCUGGGAGCCCUUAUUAUUCGAAGUCCUCGAUUCGAAUCUGGCCGAGUCCCGGUUGUGCAUUGCCGGGGCGUCUUGUCAACGACGACGGCCCGGGAUCUUGUACCAUCCGGUUGUGCGGAAUCCCUCUCUAUCCCUGCAAGGUCUGGCACAUCAGCCACUGCGUCAAACUGCUGGCAGGUUUGGGAAAUUGUUCCCCGUGCCUGAGCUCUGUCUCGAAGAUAAUACUCUGGGCACAAGAGACAUAGAGUCUGCCUGCAUUACUACCGCCUAUCUGUCGUAUCACAGCUUGGCCAAUAUUGUCGACGUCAAAAUUGCAUGGACGAGCACCCUGGGACAGCAUCUUGAGUAUGACCAGAGACACAAGAAACUGUUUGUCUUUAAAAAUCCAUCCAUCUGUCUCUUACUUUAUCGGAAGACUUCCAAAAGUAUACUGUCCGAGGUGUUCAAGCCAACCCAACAAAGCCAAAGCAUGAGCAAGCUAUCUGGGGGUCUUGAGCAGGUCGAGUAUGAAGACUAUCUCGCCGAAGUUCUUCUCUCUUAUCGGCUCGUGUUCGCUCAUGACCAGAGGUCUGGGAAACUGAUUGGACGUGAGAUCGAUGCUCUUGGGCCGGACUGUGACCCUCUUCUACGCACACUCUGCACAGAACCUAAUACUUCUGACAAGAUCAAAGAGAUCUAUAAUCGCCUUGACGCUGAAUCAUGCGAGAAUUACGUCUUCAUAGCAGAGUUCCCCUUCCUGGCCAAGCGCUUUAUUCGACUGCAAAAAGCGAGCAUGGGUCGCAAUCCUCACUCGAUUCGCAGGCUGUGGUAUGACAGACGCAACCCUCCUGCGUGGUUUGCUCUUUGGGCAGUCCUCAUUAUCACAGGAGCCACGCUGCUGUUGCAAUUCUUGCAGCUUGUGUUUCAAAUAUACACUCCUUUCUGAAGGAAAGGUGGCCUCCCCUUCUGCGCUUCAGUUUCUGAGAGAGAUUGGAUCAUGCAUAAUCAUUGGCUCCAAAGCGGCUCCCGGAACAUCAUCAAUCCCAAGACGUGCCAACAUAUCAAUGCCCAGGGCAACACGCUCCAAGACCUAGCCUUGAGCAGCCUUGGAGAUGAAGGGUAGGUGCACAAUACUUGGAACUCACGUGAAAUCAUGUGAUCAUGGUAAUGCAACUGCCUUGAUAAAUACCCUACCGGCUCCAAGGCAUAUUGCACGUGCCCAAGUCAAGUCCUAAGUGCCCCGCAGAUUCUUACUCUGAUAUCGAUAACUCAGUCCAAAUGGGACUUCAUUACAUAGACUACGCAUUGAGAAGGACAAGCCGUCUGCAGAAAUUGGAAACAACGCUUAAGAGUAGAUGAGGCAGUGAGAGGAUGAAAGUGAUCAGGUGAAAUAUCCGCCCGGAGGAUUUGGUGUCCACG